Messenger RNA from Aspergillus vadensis CBS 113365, 390 nucleotides. RefSeq lists its product as uncharacterized. Gene Ontology annotation, biological process: arsenite transport; antimonite transmembrane transport. Gene Ontology annotation, cellular component: plasma membrane. Lineage: Eukaryota; Fungi; Ascomycota; Eurotiomycetes; Eurotiales; Aspergillaceae. The transcript is spliced from 2 exons. The coding region runs from base 1 to 390 and encodes 129 amino acids. The record is from RefSeq and is a predicted model, not a curated record. Gene Ontology annotation, molecular function: antimonite transmembrane transporter activity; antiporter activity; arsenite transmembrane transporter activity.
AUGCCUCAUUACCGUGCUCUGAAUGAAAUCGGCAGUCCGCUAGAUGUCACCGUUCACACGCAGUUCGCUCUCCGCUGGGCCACAAGUCCCCGGGGGUACGGCGAAGUGCUUUUGAAAUGGGCCAGUCCUUGGUCUCUCAUCUGCCUUCUGUUCAUGAUAUUAGAGCUGUUCGCAUCGCAAGGUCGCCAAGUUGUCCACCAGAUUAGCUUUAUAGCUGCCAGCAAUAAAUCCGAGCUGGCGACUGCUGUUGCUGUUGCUGUUGCUACUUUUGGCCCGGAUAGUAACCAGGCGCUCGCUUCGACUGUUGGACCGCUUAUCGAAGUUCUAAUUUUGUUGGGCCUCGUGUAUGCCGUGACAUUGGUGGCAAAGAAGUUGGUUUGGAAGGAUUAA